CUCGUCUUUACCUUUCCUUUUUCCCUCUUAUUUCUUUCGGUAUUACGCUGCUAAAAUCGCCCAUGGAUUGGUCUCCUUCCGUGUCGAUUGACGACAGCCAAGUAUUUGCCACGACGACCGACUUGACACUCAGCAGCUCAUCUUCUACUUCCAAUACGAGUGUCAAUGUCAACGUCAAUGUCAAUGUCAAUGUCAAUUCCAACAGUCUCAUCGACAUCUAUUGUUCACAACAACGUCGUGAAUAUGUGGAUCCUCAUCUGACAGAGCACAUCGCUGACCUAUGUCUGCUAAAGCUGCAGCAAGCAUCCUCCGGUCGGCAUCAUUCCCUGUUACGCCAGGUGCAGCUCACUUGUAUGCUGCAUCGGAUCAGAAUGCAGGCAUUCAUGCGCCCAGUCAUGACUGGCUAUCUGCAUCAACAGUUGCAGCAUCAUCCACAUCUUGUACACGACCAACAGCAGCAGUUAGCUUUUGAGCAAAGCAUAUCCAUGGCUCAUCAGCCUUCAGGUUAUGAAUGGAGUCAGGAUCCAUCUCUUAGUUCCAAUCAAUUGGCUUCUGCCCUGUCGUUCGAUAUGUUGCUUAGUAUGGGAUCUUCCGCCUCCACAGUAUCUACUUCCUCAUCAGUUCCUGGUGUCUCAGCAUCGUCGGAACUUACAGAGGCUGACCAGGACAUGUUUGGCCUUGGACAGCCUCAGCAACAUCAUUCACUGUCUUCCAUUCCCCUCGUGUCCUUCUCUAACGAUUAUUCUGCAUCAUCAACGAAUAACUCCUUUCCACAAGAUCAGAUCUUGUCGUCGCAAGAACUUUCGAACCCCACAGCUAUUUCUCUUUCUUCCAUACCAUCAUCACCAUCAAUAACACCACUUUCACAUCAUCAGCCAUCUUUGGUAUCUGUUACAGCUCUUCCACAACAGACGUAUUAUGAGCUGUUGAUGGCAGCUAACCCCAAUGAGCCACUAUCGCAGCUUCUAUCGACGAAUGCCACAGCUAUGACAUCUUCAUCUUUUACUGUCACUUCAUCAUCGUCUUCUCUUGUCUCUUCAGAAGCGACUUCGUCUUAUACAGUACUAGACGUCUCACUUUCUGAUGCUAUGGCGAGCAAUGCAUCAUCAUCGUCUGAUUCUGUAACGGUAGACAUUCCUCGCGCUGAACAGAUCCUAAAGUCGGUCACCAGCACAUUCUCCAUGUCGAACUUUUCAGUAGAACCUAGUUCCGAAACCGAACCUGGACUUGGACCUGAACCUGAGCCGGAGCUUGAAUCAAGAACAGAAUCUUCACCGCAUGUGCCUCAGCAGACUGUUCCAUUGACAACCAAAGAGAUUAUGGAUGCACUUUCUGAGUAUCUGAGCACUGCUGAUACUACUGCAGUACCUACCGACUCUGCUGAUACUACUGCAGUACCUACCGACUCUGCUGAUACUACUGCAGUACCUACCGACUCUGCUGAAGAGACAUGUAAAAAGCACAGCGCUUCCGAAUCACAGUCUCUAGCGGCGUCGUCGUCGUUUUCAGAGCCAAGGUCGGAUGAAUCAUGGGACAGUGACUGCGAUAUGCUGAGCCCACCACCGCUUUGUCACCAGGACACAGACGCCGAGGAUAGCAUAGCCGCAACCGAAGUAGAAAAGGCUCUUGACAAUGAAGACAUGCAUCGAGAAUCGAGCGUAGAUAUUGAUAUGGGGGAGAUUUCCCUUUCCUCACCUCCAUCCUCACCAUCAAGGAGCACACGUUCGCCAAAGCGAACCAAGAGCUCGCCAACGGGCAAGCGAUUGUCCAGACCUCAGACUCGUCGAUCUAGAGCAAAAUCAGAACAAGAAUCCUUGUCAGCUCAACUUUUAGCUGUAGAAGAGCCAGUUUUUGCUCUAGAGAGUGUGCAAGAGAGUGCUGUUCGUACGUCAAAACGUAGACGAGCAAGCGAUGAUGAUGCAUCGUCUUCAUCCUGCUCCAGUCCUGAAUCUUCACCUCCAUCACCUAGGACCCCACCACCCCUUACGGAGCAAGCUAUUCAGACUGGGGAUGGUUCUGAAGACCACACAUUCAUGCAGCACCAUCCUCAUCAUCAGCAUAAUGAGCAUGGGCAUGAAGAAGAUCUAUCGAAGCGUGCAAAGACUGAAGACGGCAAGGUUUGUGAUGCAAGCACUGACAUUGUUGUCCAGGAGGAUACCGUUUCGGAGGCGAGUCAAGGGGAUGCUGGCGUUCUCUCGUCUUCGCUUCUGACACGAUAUCCGACCCGUCAGUCCAUGCGUAUCCUUCGACGAACCACCAGCCGUAUGCAAGCAGCAGCAACAUCCUGCGGCGUCAAUACGCAUCAUCCUCACCCCAACGGGAGUGAGCCUACCCUUUUGAGCAGUUCCAACAAGGUCACUGCAGCAUAAUUGCUUUUUUUUUUGUUCUCUUUUUCUUUUUUACUUUUAAUAAUUGUAUAACGCAUACCUGACUUAUAAUUUACGUCUGUAGUACCAGCCUGGUGCAUUGGUGCGAUCUUUUUGAAUAUCGCACCAUGUCUCCUUUUUCGCGUUCAUUUUACUCGUAUAUCCUAUUGAUUUUCUGUAUCA
Molecule: messenger RNA, 2549 nt
Organism: Lobosporangium transversale
Lineage: Eukaryota; Fungi; Mortierellomycota; Mortierellomycetes; Mortierellales; Mortierellaceae
Exons: 3
Coding region: 63-2369 (768 amino acids)
Source: RefSeq, a predicted model, not a curated record